Molecule: messenger RNA, 1584 nt
Organism: Anopheles bellator
Lineage: Eukaryota; Metazoa; Arthropoda; Insecta; Diptera; Culicidae
Product: WW domain-binding protein 11
Exons: 1
Coding region: 37-1500 (487 amino acids)
Biological process (GO): mRNA cis splicing, via spliceosome
Cellular component (GO): spliceosomal complex
Source: RefSeq, a predicted model, not a curated record
UCGAAUUAAGAUACACGAAAAACGCCGGCCUUCGCAAUGGGCCGUCGGUCGAUAAACACCACGAAGAGUGGUAAGUAUAUGAACCCGACGGAUCAGGCCCGCAAGGAGGCACGCAAGAAGGAGCUGAAAAAGAACAAAAAGCAGCGCCAAAUGGUGCGGGCCGCGGUGCUAAAAGGCAAAGACCCGGCCCAGUUGAUCGAAGAGAUGGAAAAAAUCGACGAAAUGGAGUUCAACGUUUAUCAGCCGUCGCCACUGAAUGAGAAGGUGCUGAAGGAGAAGCGGAAGAAGCUGAAGGAAACCCUAGACCGGGUUAUGCGCCUUUACCAGGCGGACGAUCCGGAACUGUGGGCCGAUUUGAAGCGCAAGGAGGUGGACUACGAGAAGCGCCGCAACAAGCGCAUUCAGUACUACGAAAGCGUGCGGCACGCAGAACAGGUUCAAGUGGACGAUAUUCCUUUACCGUCGGCCACGGAAAUACCGACGCCUCUGUCGAUCCCGAGAAUACCAAUGCCCCCAAGCCUGCCGAAUGUGUUACCGCCCAUUAAAAGCCUGCCGCCUCCGGUGCUGCUGAAGAAACCGGUUGAAAACCCGAUCGAACCAUCCGAACCGGUCGAUGAUGAUGACGAUAUUCCAGGCUGUCCACCCGGACCUCCGCCCGAUCUGUUUAACAUGCCCGAGUUGGACUAUGACCUCGAUCGGUUCCACGCAGAGAUGCAGAAGAGUGUAAAGUUCUACGACGAUGGCGACGGCUCAAGAGACAAUACGGACGACUCGGGUGAUGGUGGUGAACGCCCAUCUAGUAAACAACCGAACACGGUCCAGCAAAAGAUGUUGGCCCUGUCCGGCCAGAACAUUGACGAUUUCAUGAAGGAGAUGGAAAGUGUGCAGAAGAAAAAGGAGCAACUUCUGGAUGGGGCCCCAUCGCUUGCAUCGAUUCCGCCUCCGACAGUUGCGCCACCGCUUCCGAAUCCGGCACCGGAUGCUGCGAUGAAAUACCUUCCGAUGCCCUCGUCCAUCCCGAUGCCAGGUCCCAUGCAGCCGCCGCUCAUGAUAAGGCCUCCUCCGUUACGACCUGGCCUGCCCGGUAUUCCGGCACUUCGAAUGCCGGGACGGCCCGGCAUACCGGGAGGUCCACCACCCGGUCUUCCGCCGCGCAUGGGCGGCAUUCGAAUGCCACCGGGUCCUCCGGCUGGACCACCACCAAAGCACAUCCAACAGCAGCGCAACAUGCAGCUCCACCAGCAGCAACUGCAACUCCAGAAGGACCCCAAGAGUGCCACCAUUUCGGCGAAACCACAGAUUCGCAAUCUCAGUGCGGACGUGACGCGGUUCGUGCCGAGUGCGUUGCGUACAAAGAAGGACGAAGUUCGAAAAGCGAAACCUCCUACGCGACCGGCCCACGAUCACCACGAUCCGCGCUCGGUGGCGGCGGAUGCUGCGAAACCAACCAAGGACGAUGCGUACAAACAGUUCAUGCAAGAAUUGGAAGACUUGCUGUAAAAGUGUCGAUCAAGCUGGUUUAGUGAGCGUGUGCUGUAUGCCUUCGUCAGGCAUGAUAAACGAUAAGUUACACUUUAAUAUAGU